Colletotrichum godetiae is the source of this 1119-nucleotide messenger RNA. Its product is annotated as S-adenosyl-L-methionine-dependent methyltransferase. The coding region runs from base 258 to 878 and encodes 206 amino acids. The transcript has a single exon. The record is from RefSeq and is a predicted model, not a curated record. Gene Ontology annotation, molecular function: methyltransferase activity. NCBI's taxonomy places the organism in Eukaryota, Fungi, Ascomycota, Sordariomycetes, Glomerellales, Glomerellaceae.
CGUGCUCAGAUGGAAAGCAGCGCCAAUCAGCACGUAGUAACAUAUCUUACGAGGUGUUGAAUGCGCUACUAAACGUCAUUCUCGCUUGGUGUCGCGAUGUUGCUUGAUAAUAGUCCGACAUUUGACACCCGCGACGAUGUAGGACGAUGCUUUUCACCAACAUCACACGCUUUUUCCUUUGCUUGAUGACAUUACCAAGCCACCACUUUUGACUAUCUACCUAGGACAGAGGUCAUCGCCGAUUAUCGUCCGCCAAUAUGUCGAUUGAACGCGCUUUGAAUGUGACCAGCACCGCCGAGGCACAAAUCCUCUACGACGACUGGGCCGAAAACUAUGAUCGCGACCUCCUGGGCGCAGACCAAAACUACGUCGCGCCAGUCAUUGCCAGCCAGUACGUGGUCAAGUAUGUCGGUUUAUCUGCCAUUGCCAAGUCGAGAGUUCUGGACGCUGGAUGUGGAACAGGCCUUGUCGGAGCCAACCUCGCGAAGCUUGGAGCCACGCAGAUAGAUGGCAUAGACCUCAGUCAAGGGAUGCUCAAAGUCGCUGAGAGAUCUGGUGUGUACCAGUCUUUGAGUACGACAGACCUCUCCAAGCCUUUGUCUCAGGCCUCAAACUAUUACGAUGCCGUCGUAUGCGUCGGUACGAUGACCGAGGGUCACGUAGGACCCGAAGCCUUUGACGAGUUUGUGAGAAUUGUCCGCCCUGGCGGGUUUAUUGUCGCAACUGUGUACGAGGCUGUUUGGGAGAAGAAUGGUUAUAAGGAGAAGAUUGCCUCACUUGACAAGUCAGGAAAAGUCAAACUCUUGAGUGAUCAGUUGGAAGACUACAGACGUGGGAAAGGUGCGCGUGCGAUCAUGGUUGUUCUCCAAGUUUAUUGACGGAUGUCAAGGAGUAGGCCGUAGAUGAUAAUCCACAGAUGACACACGAAAGAACUUGUUAAUGUGAUGAUGUUAUCAAAGCUAUGAGGGAGGUUAAUUAAACAGGCCCUGUUCAUUAAUAGCUUAUGCAGAAAUCAUAGAGUGCGUACGCUACCUACGUUGAAGUGCAGCUCUGAACCCAGCUCUAGCAUUUUUGUUUCUAGAACCUCGAAAGAUGUGUCCAGCUUCUGGGAUUCAACCC